AUACAUACCAUAGAUUUUGCGCCGCCAUCAGUUCCGGCCCCAAUGGUCGCUUUGAGCAUGUCUUUAUGGUCGAUCAGGACGAAUGUAUGCGACAAUAUAACCAGAAAAUGCUGCAAUUUGAAGCACUUUUUGAUGGUAUUGAUACCACUCAUGUGGGAUACGUGGACAUGAUCGAACCUGUUGGCAUCUCUGUGAUCUCGGUAUAUUAUCCCAGUCAAAUGAAAUCAUUCGUACACAACACUGAUGCUGAUGCUGAAAAAUGAAAAACAGGAUAUCGACGAUACCAUUAAAGUGACAGAUAUUCUCGGAGGAAAAGACGUGAUUCUUCAGAAUACCUUUUUCAGCAAAGCCAAAGAAGUACCAGGAAUGGCCGAAGUGUACCGUGCAUGGGCAGCCGAAAAGAUGCCUAUACACUACGUUUCCAAUUCGCCCUGGCAAGUAUACCCAGCCAUUAGUGAUUUCAUCGAACAGUAUCAAUUUCCCAAGGGUAGCAUGCACUUGCGUGUGAUCAGCACCACCGGAUUAAUACGAGGCAAACCUGGCCGACACAAAAUGGACGUGAUUACACAAAUUUUGGAGGACUUUCCAAUGCGCAAAUUCAUCUUGGUCGGAGACUCGGGAGAGAUUGAUCCUGAAAUCUAUCACGAUAUCUAUCACUUGUACCCUCAUCAAAUUAUCAAGAUAUUCAUCCAUGAUGUCAGCAGCGAGCGAGCCGUUCAAUUUGAUCGGCGUGUACGCAAACGAUCGGAUUCUUAUUACGAGAGUAUACGAAAGUUCAUCACUCGUGAUAACAAUGCACGCCGACGUACAGGCACGUCCACUCAAACUGCCAUGGAUGCCAUGGUCGACACUGAAGUGCCUCAAGAGCAGCAAAUGAUUAUGGAUGCCAAUGUGCCUUUACAGACAAAGUUGGAAGAAUUUGAGGCACGGAUGAAGCGCGUAUCAAGCAGCUUGCCCGACAAUGUCUUUUCCGUCUUCAAUUUGGCCUCUCAGUUACUGCUGGAUCCUGUGGUGGCAGAACAGGUGGCGGCAUACAAAGAGAAUGGCAUGAUGGAUUAAUUUAUUUUAUUUACACAAAGAAAAAAGAUCAGUCGUUCACCAUGGUUUUGCAAAACAACUUUAAGCGAAACGCAUCCGUUCCAUUUAGAUAAUACCGAU
Radiomyces spectabilis is the source of this 1158-nucleotide messenger RNA. RefSeq lists its product as uncharacterized. Bases 244 to 1059 code for a protein of 271 amino acids. The record is from RefSeq and is a predicted model, not a curated record. The transcript has 5 exons. NCBI's taxonomy places the organism in Eukaryota, Fungi, Mucoromycota, Mucoromycetes, Mucorales, Radiomycetaceae. Gene Ontology annotation, cellular component: actin cortical patch. Gene Ontology annotation, molecular function: phosphatidate phosphatase activity.